CUGCUGAACACUUACUGUUCGGUUGAGCAAGAUUGGACUCAUUUUGCACAAGAACAUAGCGAUCUGGACACGAAAUACACCAGGAAUAAUCUCUUUUCACUACCGGAUAAUCUUGGCCAGGUGUUGCUACUUACAUGGAAGCCUAAUUCUGGAUCUAAAGUUCAUAAUCAUCCUCAGUCAGAAUGCUGGGUAAAACUACUUGGAGGACAAAUGGAGGAAAAAAUUUAUGAUGCUAGCCAGAAGAAAAUAGGGAUGCGAAGAAUCUUGCGGGAUGAAGUUACCCACAUAAAUGAUUCCAUGGGAAUGCAUUCAAUGCAUAAUAGGUCUUUGAAAAAUUACGCUUUUAGUUUGCAUGUCUAU
Molecule: messenger RNA, 360 nt
Organism: Pichia membranifaciens NRRL Y-2026
Lineage: Eukaryota; Fungi; Ascomycota; Pichiomycetes; Pichiales; Pichiaceae
Exons: 1
Molecular function (GO): ferrous iron binding; oxidoreductase activity, acting on single donors with incorporation of molecular oxygen, incorporation of two atoms of oxygen
Source: RefSeq, a predicted model, not a curated record